This is a messenger RNA of Penicillium samsonianum, 210 nucleotides long. RefSeq lists its product as uncharacterized. The record is from RefSeq and is a predicted model, not a curated record. Lineage: Eukaryota; Fungi; Ascomycota; Eurotiomycetes; Eurotiales; Aspergillaceae. Bases 1 to 210 code for a protein of 69 amino acids. The transcript is spliced from 2 exons.
AUGAAUCCAUUUGUCGGGGCCAUCAAAAAAGACCAGAGCACGCGUAUGUGGCAUCAAAAUGUGGUAUCUAUCCCAUUAGCCUUGACCGUCAUUGGGCCACUGACAGAGCGGGAUGGGGAGAUGGUAGGUGGAAAGCUCGCAGAGGUCGCUUCGUUUGCCUACCACGAACAGGCCAUACACACCACACUGUCACAGCUAUCUUCGACCUAA